Ostreobium quekettii is the source of this 3480-nucleotide messenger RNA. NCBI's taxonomy places the organism in Eukaryota, Viridiplantae, Chlorophyta, Ulvophyceae, Bryopsidales, Ostreobiaceae. The record is from the annotation of a GenBank genome assembly.
GAGGGCGUUGGCGGCAUGGCGCUGGCACCGGAGGAGGCCGCGGCGGCUCCUGCUCCCGGCGAGGUCGAGCCACCCCUGCCGCAAGUGUUCCCUGAGUCGCCACCGGAGGAGCCCUUCCUGCAGCCCAUCGUCAGCAAUACGACAUGCCCCGAGAGCAACCCCUUCUGCAUAAGGAACGCGCUGCUGGACGACGACAUCACCAGCGCGUUGAUAUUCAACACAUCUGUGGGAGCCAUCUUCAUGUUCUUUUUUGGCAUCUUUUACACAAGAGUGCCUGUGUACAAGAUGAGGACGGUCCUCCAACAGGUAGCUGUGAAGCCGCCACCACUCCCAGAGGGAAGUUGUGGAAUGUUAUGGAAAUGGCUUUUCCACACAAUCGCCAUAUCAGACAACGAUAUCCUUGAAAGCGCUGGUCUGGAUGCUUUGAUGCUGGCAAAGACGAUGGCAUUUGGUGUGCAGCUGUUUCUUCCCUUGACGCUGGUUGUGGCAGCCAUAUUGAUACCUAUCCAUGUGAAUGGGGGAUUCGCCAAGGAGGCAGCUGAGCGAGAGCUGGUCCCUGUGGGCCAGUUCUCGAGGAUGACGGCCAGCAAUGUGAAGCCCGGUUCUGACAUAUUUUGGGUGCACAUGAUACUGGUGUAUGCAAUCAUUGCCUACGCCAUUGUUGUCCUGCGGUACCACCACAGGGCAUUUGUGCGACUACGUCAGCGUUAUUUGUCUGGAGGUGUGGACGAGAAUCUCUGGCGACGUAAAUACCAAUUUGAUGUGUCGCCUGAGAUUCAGAAAGGCACGGGGAACAAGAAGAGACGGCUGGUGCAGUUGGCAACGUUUCGCAAAAGUGCGCUGCAAGAUCAGCUAAAACAUUCGGGAGGAACACUCGCCAUUGCGUCUUCCAUGGAGCCCAUCAAGACAAGGGCACUAGUGAGGGCAUUGUCAUCACGGAGGUAUGAAGAAGUGGGAUCUAUUGAUGACAGCAGCAGGGACGGCUCUGGUCUAGCUUGGCGUGACUCACCAGAGCAAUGCAAAACUCCCAAGACUGAGGAACGAACCCCUGAAACAUCAGAUGUGAUAGCUGGCCAGCAGGGUAGAUCUGGAUCAUUAGAGAGUGCCUGUAAUCCCAACAUUGGCAAGCUGCAGCACACAGAUACUGCGGUAACCGAUACCCACGUUGACAUCGAGACAGAGCACAGUGCAGGUGGCAAUGAUGAUGAUCAGGACAUCGAAGGAUGCACCAAACGUCCUUCCCAGAUCUUGAGGUGGUGGAGUAUGGGCACUGAUAGUGGUAAUCCCGAACAGAAAGACACAGAGAAAGUCUUGACUACGAGACCCUCAUGCCGAUUCCUCAAAACUGUGAAUACGCAAGCGAGCGAUGGGCGCACCGUGGCUGUUAAUGCACAGCAGUACACUGUCCUUCUCACAAACGUUCCAGAUCUCGACAGAGUGCUUGAGGGGAGGCGAGGCAUUCAAAGAAACCACACCAUUUGGAAACGCCUUUGGAGCCACCUGCUUGGAUGGGAUAUUGCAGAAAUGUCCAAGACUCGUCUGGGAACAGCGCACUCUAGGACCCUGUCGCAGAUCCGUCAUGGGACAUCGCACCCUGGGGCCAAACCUGCUGUUUGUGGUGAAAACGAGGUAGAAGCACAGGAACAGAAACGUCAACCACAGUCCUCUGAAGAGGUGAUAGAGAAGAAUGAAGUGGAGCUGGGACCUGUUUCCAGCACGGAAAUCCAGAUUCAGGAGAGCAGCUCACAAAAGCCACUUCUUAAAAAGAAGUCGAAUGGAGCAAAGGAACCACGGCAUGGGACUCUCCAGCAGGUGUCAGAAUUGGAUGUCAGGAGUGGCACCAUAGCCAGUGGCAAGGACGCAUCUCCGAUCACACCAUCUUCGGAUUCUGCAGCAGAAUGUGUGAUAUCUGGCAGUUUUCGGCGCUUGUUCCCAAAGGAUUUUGUUCGUGCCACUCCAAUACUGGUGCACAAGAAAGUGGAUGAAUUACUGUUCCAGUGGGACAAAGUGAGCAGAAAGCUGGAGCUUGCCCGGGGGACUGCUGAUCGGGAGGCAGGUGCUGCAGCUGUUGUACAGCACAGGUACUGGUGGAGUUGUCUGACGUUUGGUGUCUUUGGAGUUCGCAAAGUGGAGGAGGCUGUGCCUUACUACACAAAGGAAUUGUUGCUUCUUGAGGAAAAGAUCAAUUCCGAAAGAGAGAGAGUGCUGAAGAGCAAGCCAACCUCCUCAUGGCUUUGCUUCUUCAGGACCCAGAGCGCUGCCACAAUUGCAUCCCAGAUUUUGCUGCAUUCUGACGGCGAGAAGUUUCAGAUGCAGCCCGCCCCCGGACCAGAUGAAAUGAACUGGCAGGCUCUCUGGAAGACCAGCACAGAGAGGGACAUUCGCACCAUAAUCGUUCUGCCAUUUCUUGCAGUGCUCAUCUUCUUUCCUGUCGGCAUUUUCGCUGGGAGCCUCUCAAUGUUCAACACAUACGUAUGCGGCGACAGAGAAUCGGAGCUGUGGAAUAGUUGGUACUGUCAGCAGUCUCGUACAAAGAGCCUCGUGUCCGGGCUUCUACCAUCCGUCCUCCUUGCUUUCUGGCAUAAUUUUGUGCUGCCUUUGGGGUUCUACUACCUAGUGCAGGCCAUGGGGAGAGCGGUUUCGUUCACCGCCUUGGAUCGCCAAAUUGCGAAGCUCUACUUUUAUUGGGACAUUGCCACGUUCCUUGGUGCCGUGCUGGGUGGCUCAUUCUUCUUUCAGCUCAAUGCAGCAGUGGAAAACGCCUCAAAGAUCCCAGAACUCAUCGGAGUGGCUAUGCCAGCAUCGUCAAACUUCUUUAUCGACUACAUAGCGUUCAGGGCGCUGUUCCUUUUGCCACUUCAGCUGCUGCUGCCCACGCCCAGCUGGUGGUAUUACUUGCUGAAACUGGGAGGCCGGUGUGGAUGCGCAAGGACGGGUAGGGAGAGGGCCGAGAUCCUAGCCCCAAACAGUAUAAGGCCCGGUCGGGAGUACGGGGUCCUUAUGCUUGUGUUCCUCAUCGGACUGGCAUACUCCGUGACAGCACCCAUGAUCUUGCCGUUUGCGACCCUGUUCUUCAUGCUGGGAUGGCUGGCGUGGCGGUACCAGAUGCUGUACGUGUUCGUGCGGAAGUACGAGUCGGGUGGCACAAUGUGGCACUACGUCUUUUAUCGUCUGCUCAUUUGUCUCUGGCUGUUUCAGUUCUUCACGUCCAGCAUGCUGGCCAUGAAGAAGGCCUAUUGGCAGGCGACGAUACUGUGGAUAACGGUGCCCAUCCUGCUGAUGAAAUUCUACAAAGUGUGCAAGAAAGAGCUGAACGCAGGCGCAGAGCACAUCGCACUGGAGACGGCUCACAUGGCGCCGCCUGCCAUUGUACGGCCAGAAGUGUACACGCCCCCUGCCAUGAUUCCAGGUUCUGCAGUGUGGCACCCUGAGUAUAUGAAGGCCUGGGAGGGCUGGGGAAUGCCAGCCUAUACACUCUGA